Molecule: messenger RNA, 597 nt
Organism: Guillardia theta CCMP2712
Lineage: Eukaryota; Cryptophyceae; Pyrenomonadales; Geminigeraceae
Exons: 2
Coding region: 1-597 (198 amino acids)
Source: RefSeq, a predicted model, not a curated record
AUGAUUUUUUACCUCUGGAAGGAAUUCUGCAGAUUCUAUCAGAGCCUCUCAAGAUUUGCUGAUAUACUUUUGCAUGCGAAGACCAAGAUUUACAAUGUUUGGACUUUGAGUGAUUGGUUUAUAGGCCAUGCUAUCUUGAAGCAUGGCAAUCUCAAGCAGCUCAGAUUCGAGAGGCAAGCGACGACGGCCCAGCCCAUGGAGAAACUUCUUCCCGAGGACCUUGGAUCGGGUUCUGGCUCAUGCUUGCAGUUGAGCACCUCAGGUCCAUCUAUCUCGAGCGUCUUGUUGUCAAAGGUUGAAACACCGCGAGCAGAGAUCGAUUUGAUCCCAAGAACUGCAGCCGUUGAGAAAGUUCUGAAGUUUGUUUAUGACCACGAUGAGGACUGCUGGAGAAGUUUCGAGCAGCACGUUCUCUUUGCGAGCAGACCUUUGACAAGGGAUAAGAGAUAUGAGUCAUACAUGACAUGGGAAGUGAACCAUGAUUUCACGCUGGAUGAUUCAAUUUUCAUCUCCAAGUGGCCCAUCCCCAGGGCGUCUAAAUCAGGUGCUGGCAUCAGACUACGCGAACAUGUUACACCUGCAAGGGGUGGAACCUAA